This is a messenger RNA of Hyaloscypha bicolor E, 192 nucleotides long. RefSeq lists its product as uncharacterized. Lineage: Eukaryota; Fungi; Ascomycota; Leotiomycetes; Helotiales; Hyaloscyphaceae. The record is from RefSeq and is a predicted model, not a curated record. The transcript is spliced from 2 exons. The annotation marks the transcript as partial.
UUUAUAAAGCUAAAGCAAGCUAUAUUCUUAGUACUAAUUCUAUAUUACUAUAACCCGAACUUCCCUAUUAUAAUUAAGACAAAUAUAUUAAAUAAAGUUAUAGCCGGUAUUCUCUUAUACCUAUAUUAUCCGGAUAGAAUUCUUUUAUAUAUAUUUGCAGUAUUUUUAAAGAGAGUUAGCUUAGUAAUUUAA